ACCUCUCCGAUUAUAUUUUCUGGAGAACAGAUUUCGAAACUCCAUAUAUUCAUGCAUCGACUGAUUCGCACUCCGCUCGCUUUCCUCAACUCGUCCGAGUCAACCCGUCUCCUCUCACUCGCCGCCCCGCCUCUGCGUCGAUUCUCCCACCUCAGAUCUCUCGCCGUCGUUUCUCUCCUCCCUAAACCCCCCUCGACGCAACCCCUACGCCAUUCCCGACCGCCGUUGUGCGCCGACGCGAUGGACUCUAAUCCCUUGUCGGCUUCCGCUAUCGAGGAUUUUGUUCACGUGGAUGGAGCUGGAGCUGGAGCUGGAGCUGGAGCCGGAGCGGUAGCGGACUCCAAUUUUGAGCCCGAAGGUUCCGAGGAGAGUGUCGUGGCGGAUACCGCCGUCGAGGAAGCCACGAGUGGGGAAGUUGAGUCACAAGGCUAUGUGAGGAAGGUGUUGCCGGAGGAGCUGUCGAAGAGUGUGGUUAUGCUCAAUUGCGACUCGUCUGCUGAAGGGGGUGCUUGCGAUGUGUACUUGCUCGGCACUGCUCAUGUGUCUGCGGAAUCCUGUGAAGAAGUCCGAGCUGCAAUCAAUUUCUUAAAACCACAGGUCGUCUUUUUGGAGUUAUGUUCAAGUCGUAUUGCUAUACUUACCCCUCAAAAUUUAAAGAUACCAACAACGGGAGAAAUGGUGGAAAUGUGGAAGAAAAAUCACAACUUAUUUGCAAUUCUUUAUAGCUGGUUUCUUGCAAAGGUUGCUAGUAAGCUUGAGGUUUUUCCUGGGGCUGAGUUCCGUGUUGCAUAUGAAGAAGCAAUGAAGUAUGGUGGCAAGGUGAUUCUUGGUGACCGCCCGGUCCAGGUGACACUGCGAAGGACGUGGGCAAGAAUGCCACUCUGGCACAAGACAAAAUUAGUUUACUCCUUAAUGUUUCAGGCAGUCUUUUUACCAAGUCCUGAGGAUCUCAACAGAAUGUUGAAAGAAAUGGAUGAUGUUGAUAUGCUGACUCUUGUUAUUCAAGAAAUGAGCAAACAGUUCCCCACUCUUAUGGAGACCCUAGUGCAUGAGCGAGAUCAGUAUAUGGCAUCAACACUGCUUAGGGUUGCACGGGAACAUAAUUCCGUCCUGGCUGUUGUUGGAAAAGGCCACGUACUUGGAAUGCAGAAGUACUGGCAGCAACCCAUUGAGGUGAAGGAACUGCUUAGCUUACCUGCCCAGAAACCUGCUGUAUCUGUGAAGAAAAUUUUGACGGCAGUUGGAGUGGCAGUUGCCGGGGCAGCCAUAGUGUCUGGCAUUUAUUUAUCGAGCAAGAAGUAAACAACAACUGCAUUAAUUUGACUUUGUACAGAAAGGAAGAGUUGUAGACACUUUCUCAAGUUGCUGCGACAUGGUACGUGAGUUUAGCCCUACCCCGUCAAAUUGUGAAAAAGAUUGUUCUUCCCAGUCCUGGAUCAUCUCAUCUUAUACCCUUUUUUUUUUUUUUGGUUUGCAUAAACCCAAACCAAAUAUUUAACUGUUUGAACAAGCAACAUAAAUAGCAAUCAUAGAUUCUUCAGGGUUUUGACAGAAAUAGAAACAUUUCAAUUUCAUGCCUCAUGGCCGAAAAUGGGUAAAACUACCCUCCCAAUUCUGUACGAGUUGGCUCUGGUUAGAAA
Ipomoea nil (Japanese morning glory) is the source of this 1640-nucleotide messenger RNA. Its product is annotated as traB domain-containing protein. The transcript has 9 exons. The record is from RefSeq and is a predicted model, not a curated record. Bases 52 to 1302 code for a protein of 416 amino acids. NCBI's taxonomy places the organism in Eukaryota, Viridiplantae, Streptophyta, Magnoliopsida, Solanales, Convolvulaceae.